Messenger RNA from Adineta steineri, 735 nucleotides. NCBI's taxonomy places the organism in Eukaryota, Metazoa, Rotifera, Eurotatoria, Adinetida, Adinetidae. The record is from the annotation of a GenBank genome assembly.
AUGGGUGAUAGUGAUGAUGAUUUUGAUAGUCGACGAAAUCGAGAUAAAUUUCGCCGUGAACGUGAUGAUUUUGGUGGAAAUCGAGGUAAUCAUAAUCGUGGUGGUGGAGAAUGGAAUGAUGGAAGAGAUCGACCAAAUCAAUUUCGCCGACAAUAUCCUGGCGGUCCACCACCAGGACGUGAUUUCCCACCAAGAUACAAUCGAAGUCCUGCAAGAUAUGAUAUGAGUCCACCACAAAAUAAACGUUUUCGUCGUGAUUGGGAUGGUUCCGAUCAACCACCAUCUCAUUUUGAUCCACCUGGUGGUUCACCUUAUUUUCAUGGUGGUGGUGGUGGAGGUGGAGGAGGAGGAGGAUUUCAUCCAAAUUUUCCAUUAAAUGCACCUUCAAAUACUGAUCAAUUAACUAAAGAAUCAACUGAUAGUACAACACAACCACCAUUGCUUAGUUUUAAAAACUUUCUUCUUGAUCAAGAUGAUAAUAUUGAUCAAGAAGAAGCUGUUAAACGUUAUAAUGUUUAUAAAACAGAUUUUAAAAAAACUCAAAUUGCCGAAUUUUUUACAGCACAUAAAGAUGAAGAAUGGUUUAAAUAUAAAUAUCAUCCAGAUGAAUAUCCAAAACGUCGUGAAGAACAAAGACAAAUAAUUAAAAAACGAUUAGAAAUAUUUAUGGAUCUUUAUAAUAAAGGUUAUCUUACUGAUGUUAGUGUUGAUAUUGAUAGUCAACGUGCUCUUACA